Molecule: messenger RNA, 924 nt
Organism: Mycosarcoma maydis (corn smut)
Lineage: Eukaryota; Fungi; Basidiomycota; Ustilaginomycetes; Ustilaginales
Product: iron-sulfur cluster assembly protein CIA2
Exons: 1
Coding region: 1-924 (307 amino acids)
Biological process (GO): iron-sulfur cluster assembly
Source: RefSeq, a predicted model, not a curated record
AUGGAACAGAAGGACAACGCCAACCCCAUUGUAUACCAGUCCAGCUCGCGCUUGACGCAGCGACGCAGUUCGUCUAGCGCCAACGCAGAGUGGUGGCGUGAUCAGUCGAUUCAUUCGUCGGCACAGUCAGCUGGUCGACCAUCUGCAUCGUCCUCUAGCAUCGCUGGCAUCGGUGCCGUCGGUAGCAGCGCCAUCUCUAGCAACAAUUUCGCUGCCUCGUUCGCGCGUGCGACUCGAUCUACCAUCGAUCAAGACGACGACGAGGAGCUUGAAGACGAAGCGGACGACUCUGAUGACGAUGUCGAAAUGUCGCGUCGCUCCGGUACUCCAGCCACAUCACCCGAGAUUGAGUGCGCCGCCCCCCACACCAAAGCCGUCGCGACCUCGAUGGACGAAGAGAUUGAUAGCCAAGAGAUCUAUGACCUCAUCCGAUCCAUCACCGACCCGGAACACCCGCUCACCCUUGAACAGCUCGCCGUGGUCAACGCAUCACAUAUCACCGUCUCGCACGGCGACGCUGCUGCUAACAAACUGCCGCACGUACUGCUUGAAUUCACCCCCACCAUUCCGCACUGUAGCAUGGCCACGCUGAUAGGUCUCUCACUCCGUGUUCGUCUGCUACGUGCACUACCCGAUCGCUUCAAAGUGGACAUCCGCGUGCGUCCCGGAACGCAUCAGAGCGAGAAUGCAGUCAACAAGCAGCUCAACGACAAAGAGAGGGUCGCAGCAGCGCUCGAAAACUCGCAUCUGUUCAAUGUAGUAACCGGUUGCUUGGCGAGUGCAGGGAGAAGAGGAAAAAGUGCCGAUGAGGUCGCAGCAUACUUCAGUGGGCCUCCGAGCGGCGAUGGCAAAGAGGACCAGGAUCAUCAGUUGAUUUGGAAGACCGUGCAAGAGAUUACGACUCGGAUGGGCAUUACUGUUUGA